CCACCUUACAGGCCGAGACACAGACGAGAGGGAGGAUAAUGGGAGGGAUGCAAAGGAGGUGGGCUUAAUAAGAGAGGAGGGGACGGGGCACACAGUAAGAAAGCGGGGUAAAAAAAGAGUGGGACUGUAGCUUGAAGCAGGUGGUCAGGAGAGUCGGUGUAGAUAUGCUCUGCAGCAGUGUGUUGAGUGGAUGAAGAGCGCAAGCGGUCUUUAAAAUAGAUUAGAUGCUUAACUUUCUGCAGUGAAAGUCUGUGAAUGGACCUUUUGAGCUUUUCGUCUUUGGAUGAUCCAGAAUGCUGAGAAGAGGAUGAAUCUUCCAGGUCAUCUGAGACGUCCACGUGUCUGCUCUGCUGUCCCUCAUCGACAGUCCUCAGGUCCCUCCAGGGCUCCAUCUGCCUCCUUGCUCUUCCCCCUUUGCCCCUGUCCAGGUCCCUCCCCCCUCCCCUACCCCCAGUAGUGACCGUCCCAGAGGGGAGGAAAGGCGAGCCAGCCCCUGUAAAUAUGCCUGGAUGGAGGUCUCAGUGGCGUCUCGUCCUGCUGAACUCCUUGACCUGUGGCCUGGAGAUCUGUGUGGCAGCUGGGAUCACGUACGUGCCCCCGCUGCUGCUGGAGGCUGGGGUAGAGGAGCGCUACAUGACCAUGGUGCUAGGUAUUGGGCCGGUGCUCGGCCUUCUGUUCAUCCCUCUGAUUGGCUCAGCCAGUGACCACUGCAACAGCAGUUAUGGCAGAAGGAGGCCUUUUAUCUGGCUGUUGUCUCUGGGAGUCCUUGUGGCACUUUGCAUCAUUCCGCACGCUGACAUCCUGGCAGCACGUCUGGCAUGGGGCGGGCGCACCCUUCAGGUGGGCUUCCUUAUCCUCGGUGUGGGGCUCCUUGACUUUUGUGGACAAGUGUGUUUCACGCCGUUGGAGGCUCUUUUGUCAGACUUGUAUCGAGACGAGGAGGACUGCGGCCAAGCCUUCGCUAUGUUCUCCUUCAUGGUCAGCGUGGGAGGCUGUGUGGGUUAUUUGCUACCUGCACUGGACUGGAGUAGCGGCAUGCUCUCUGUUUACCUUGGAGGCCAGGCCGAGUGCCUCUUCUCUCUCCUCAUCUUCAUCUUCGUCUCCAGCGUGCUCAUCACCAUGAAGGUGUCCGAGGAGCCCUCGUGCGCCAGCAGCAACUUGGCAGGACCGGGAUCUUUACUGGAGUCCACGCCUGUUUCGAUAGAGGCAGGCCGAUGCGGCGUCCCACGCUCCUGCUGCUACCUGUUUAAGUGCAAGCUGAGGGUGCUCAAGUCUGGACCUCUGCUGUGCUUACUGAGAACAUGCUGGUCCAUGACCCCGGCCAUCUACAGGAGCUACUGCCAUGUCCCGCGGGUGAUGAGGCAGCUGUGUGUAGCUCAGCUUUGCAGCUGGAUGGCUGUCAUGUGUUUCAUGCUUUUUUACACAGACUUUGUGGGGGAAGGCCUGUACGAGGGUGUGCCCAGUGCAUCACCAGGAAGUGCGUCCAGGCAAAGAUAUGAUGAAGGAAUCCGUAUGGGUAGUCUGGGCUUGUUCUUGCAGUGUGCUACCUCAACCUUCUUCUCUUUGGUCAUGAGUCGUCUGGUUCGCCAUUUUGGGUCAAGAUGGGUGUACCUGAGCAGCAUGGUGAGCUUCACGCUCUCCGCUUUGGUCAUCUGUCUGUCCAAAAGUGUCGUCUUGGUGACUGUAAUGGCAGCUCUUACUGGCUACGCAUAUGCAACGCUGCAGACUCUGCCUUACACACUCACCUGCCAUUACCACAAGGAGAAAGAGGUCUACAUGCCAAAAAGGAUAACCAAAAGCAUACAUAAAAAUGGCAUAACAGCCAAGCGGGACUCUGCAUAUUUGACUCCUGUAGAAGACGAGGAUGGACAAAACCACAAAGCAGGGGCCCCUUACAGGCACGUCUUCUUGAACCAGGAUGGUUUUGAGUACUUUCCCAGCCCACAAAACCAGAACGGCUCAUCUCACAACGCCACCGAGCCGGAUGAGGCCGAGUUGGGUUGUGAGAAACGUGGCGUGGGCUUGGACUUCGCCAUCUUAGACAGCACCUUCCUCCUCUCUCAGGUUUUCCCCACCCUUUUCAUGGGCAUGAUUGUUCAGUUUGCACAGUCCGUUACUGCCUACAUCGCCUCCUCUGCCAUCUUCGGAGCCGUCGCCAUCUACUUGGCCACUCAAAUCGUGUUUGACCAAAAGGACCUCAAGAGCUGAGAGCUGGACGCAAAAGAAGGGAGAUGGAUGGAAUCGCAAAUAAUCAGUCAAUCAAUCAUUGAGGUUCCAUUGGUGCAACUCAGCAGCGCACUACUGGUGGCAGAAGUAACAGCUCUUAGCUUUUAUGAAAGCUCUGCAAUAAGGAAGUGCAUCUGUCAGCGUGUGGGAGGGUAUGAGAAAGUGGCUAAAAAAGAAAAAGUCACAAGGACCACGUUGGCUCUCGGUGGUAUGCGGUGUGGGUGUUACAGCAGGAAUUGUUACCCGAAGAGUCAACUGUGUUUUUCAGGUCAGGUGUAGUACACUGUACUGAAAGGUAUUGAAUUCUAUAGAAAUCUGGUGACAUAAUUUCUGUCCAUCUUUUUCCUCAGGUAGCAUCAAACAGUUUUACUGUAGAACUCCUCAAUCUCAGAUACACAACUACUAACCUUUGUUGUUGUUUUUUUUCUUCACAUUCAGAGCUAUCCACAGUUUUUUUUUUUAAAGUAUCAUCUGUUUUAUAUUUGUACCAUGUCUCACACAGAAUUGAGCUCAGUAAGGCAUUCUGAGGACGUGUUGUUUUUAUUUGAGGUUUCAUUGGAGGGUGAAUCCCACCCUCCAUUCAAUGAAUGCAUUGUUUUAACCCGUUUAGAGAGCAGAACCACAAGUAUGACCACUGGACUAGUCUGUCCAGGAUGAAUAACACACAUAAAGGGUUGCUCCAGUUACGUAGACGUGUAAGCCCACAAAACUGUGACCUGCCGCAGGCGAAUUUAAAAAGAACGUUUUUUUCUUUCAUUGAGUCUCUGUAAUAAGUGCUUUCGGACUAAAUUAUUCUAAGGGAAUCUCUGGGUGCAACUACAUACCUUCAAGGGAUUUUUUGUUUCCUCCUUUGGCUGUUGGCAGGCAGUUGUUGUAGCAGUGGCACUUAACCUGGACUUCACCAUCAGUCCGCUUCUCCAUGAAUUGUUCCAUUUUUAGCUAAAAAAAAAAAAAAAAAAAAAAAAUGAGACAGCUCUGUCUUGAAUAGCUGACAUUUUCCAGUGUUGUGACAUUUUUUUUACAAUGCUGUUUGCGUGAGCUGUGAAGGUACCUUCUCUGAGUGCAAGCUAAAAUAAAAAAGAACUGAGUUUUAAGAACCUCUUAGUAUGUGCAGAGUCCACAAUAUAGGAGAAAAACAAUAAAAUAAAUCCUGUCCGAGUUCGAAAGCGCUUAAUGACUCAAGCUCCAAAUUGAUGCAUCCUCCAUUUCCCACAAUGCAACUUUCUGCCACCUCUCAUUAGACUAGUCCUACAUGCUAAACGUCAUUAUCUUUUAAUCUAAUGUUUGUAAGGCAGGUUUUCUGACAAUUAUUUUAAACCCACAGUUCAAAAUAAGCCUAAUGAUUUUAACAUUAGUAAAAUAGGUGGAACUUAUAUAAAUCUACCUGCAUUCUCUAGCUCCUCUGCCUAUCUCAUGUCAUUCUGUUACUUAACGGACAGGUUUACUGAAAAUAUUUUUGUACACAUUUACUGUAUUAUCCCUAUGGGAGUUUCAUUAUGCAACCUGCUGAGGUGAGGUUAUCAUCUGUGGUGGUUUAAGAGUUUACUCGAACUGGAAUACUGCGUCAAACGUCCUCCGUUUAGAUAAUCAGGAGAAGUCUACUCUAGCGGACAGCCGGUCCCAUCCAGCUACACUUCUGACCCAGAGCCGUCUCAGGUUAGCGCUUUGCUUUAGUGUCCCAUCCUGAUUUUAUGCCACUAUGCCACGCGCUGUCCCUGUUUCUUGAACCGUCGUGUUUUACUGUAUUUUCAAAUGACAAUCUAUUACAUCCAGAUGGGCUCGUUAUAUAAUGCUGGUUGCCAACGGUAAACAUGUCAGGGGAUGUCUCAUGGAUGCUCACAUCACAGCAGCCAUUCCUGAAAAGACCAAAAAAAAAAAAAUAUAUAUAUAAAAAAAAUCUUUAAAAAAAGUCAUGCAGUAAAUGGAAACAUUAAGUUACUGAUAAUCAGUGUGGGCACUGUGUACUGAUGGGCUGAUGGUUACGCUUAGUUUAAACGUGUGUGUGCAUAAGAUGGCGGACAGAUCACGAGAAAGCAUUACUAAUAUUUAAGUGUGAGGUUAAGUGUAUGCAGGGAUUUUGUGUGUGUGUGUAUUGGCUUGUCCUGAAAUGCUGUAUAUGCUACGCGCUGUGGCGUCUCAAAGUGGCAAGAUGAUGUAGUCACCAGGCUCGCAAAGCAAUGAGUGAGUGAGUUUUAAAAAUAAAUUAGCUUUAGCAGAUAGAAAAAAAAAAAGUCCUGAAGGAUCGUAUUGCCGGAGUUGCGUCUCGGCACGUGAGAGCAGAGGAUUUGUCACACUGACUUUUCUUGCAGAGUAAAACGCUCAAGCAACCAAUUCAUCCCUUUCACCCCGAAAUGCACAGGAAGCUAUUGUCCGGGCAGAGUCUCCGCAAGUCUCAGAGAGGGGUUAUUUUACAAGUGCCUGUACAUUUUUCACACGUUUUGUACAUAUGUAUUUAUUUAUUAUGCUUUCAUUGCAAAAAAAAAAAAAAAAAAAAGCAUGUAUUAAACUAUUUGGACUGUUUGGCAUCUUUUCGAGGUGCAAGGGUGAAGGCUGUUUCUGUGAAAAAGAUAAAUUAUUUUGUAUAGGUAGACGCAUCCUCAAAGCUAUAAUUUAUUUUAACAGUACCCACUUUAUUCUGUAGCUUUGGUAACAACACACAGUGUAUUUGCUGAUCCGUGUGUCAGUUCAAAUCAGUGAGAAUACUGAAAGUUUCGGUAUCAGUGCAGCGGGUAUCAACUGAAUACUUUAUUCCCGUCACACAACUGAGAUGCUUUGUGAGUUUUUUUUUUUUUUUUCUUCCCAUGGUGCAGCUGGUGCAAAUAAGAAGUCUUGUCAUUUUGUCAAUACCGCUUUAUCUGGGUUUUAUAUAACCACUUGUUUCUUUUUGUCAGAGACGGAUAUCUUUAACUGGAUGGGUGGAGUUGUUUCCCAAAGCCAAAUGUCCUGUAACAUUAAGAAGUGCCAAUGGUCAGACUUUAUUAAGGCCAGAAGUUGCUGUUUGUUUGUUUUUUUUGUUUUGUUUUUUCAGUUUCAGUCAAUUAUGUCAUUGUCAUUAAUGCAUUCAGCCAUAACAAGAAGUUGUAUUUCAUUUUCAUUAUACAUUUUAUCAGAUUGUGUAUAAAUAUGCAGUUAUGAAAUAGAUUUUAUACAAAAUAAAUGAGCUGCAUUGUCAAAAA
Messenger RNA from Mugil cephalus (flathead mullet), 5402 nucleotides. RefSeq names its product solute carrier family 45 member 3 (gene slc45a3). The coding region runs from base 502 to 2208 and encodes 568 amino acids. The record is from RefSeq and is a predicted model, not a curated record. Gene Ontology annotation, molecular function: sucrose:proton symporter activity. Gene Ontology annotation, cellular component: membrane. NCBI's taxonomy places the organism in Eukaryota, Metazoa, Chordata, Actinopteri, Mugiliformes, Mugilidae. The transcript is spliced from 6 exons.